Messenger RNA from Stomoxys calcitrans (stable fly), 1624 nucleotides. Its product is annotated as protein FAM98B. NCBI's taxonomy places the organism in Eukaryota, Metazoa, Arthropoda, Insecta, Diptera, Muscidae. Gene Ontology annotation, cellular component: tRNA-splicing ligase complex. The transcript has a single exon. The record is from RefSeq and is a predicted model, not a curated record. The coding region runs from base 117 to 1505 and encodes 462 amino acids.
AUCAGAUACAUCAUUUCCACCCUGCAGACCGGCGUUAAUUUUGUCAUUGAAAAAAAAAGAAAAGAAAUUUGUUGUUAUUUGUGGAAAAAACGUAAUUUUCGCCCUGAGCCAACACCAUGGAGUCCGAAUUGGAUGUCAUUGAUUCACUCAAUGCCCUAUCCUACCAGGGAAAGUGUUUGCAAAACGAUGAGCUGACAAGGGCUCUUGAAGGAGGCACCAGAAGCCCUGAAUUUCGCGAGGUUGUCGCUUGGUUAGCUCAGGAGCUGCACGUUUUAAGAAAAACUGAUGAAUCGGUUAGCAAAGACUGUGAUGACCCCAGUGAAUUUGCCAUGGAACUUUCGGCUAUGUUAAAAGAGUUAAGUUGCCCCUACAGCUGUUUCGUUACUGGUGCUCUCUCCGAUCGUUUUGAGACCAAACAGGAUAGACUUCAAUUGCUGGACUACAUGAUUACCGAACUGAUGGCUACAAAAAUGAUGUUGAAGUUAAAACCCAUGGAUCAGGCCUAUGUAAUACCUAAAACGGAAACAAAUACAGCUAAAGCUUUAGAGCAAUUAACCAAGGACUUGGGACUGGGCAAGCCUCCAGAGAACAUAGCUCCCAAAGCGUUUUUUGACAAAUUAAAUUUUAAAGUUGAGGAAGUAUUGAGAGGCAUGAAACCAGGUGUGGUAAGUGAUCCACUGUUUAGGAAUACCCAAGCCUUGACCAAUGAGCAAUGGGCGCAGCUGGAGCAAAUCCAUGGUGAACUAGAUCAGGAGUAUAAUUUGAGGCGUCAAAUGUUGCUAACACGUUUAGAGGUGACCAUACAGAGUUUCCAGUGGUCCGACACAAUGAAGUCCAGAGAAAAGGAGAUUGCGGACAAAUUUCAAAAGAAACUUCAGGAAUUGGAGACUUAUAGAUAUGGAGGUAUUGAGACUGAUAUAGUGGCCUUGUUGGCAGCUCGUGCCGAUUUGGCCAUAAUUGAGAAGACAAGUUCAGCGAAUGUUCGAAAAAAUACUGGCUCCAAGAUACACAAACAUGUUAUUGGCAAGGUGCCGGAUAGAGGCGGCAGAGCCCAUGAACAUGCACCUCCACCACCGGAAAUGCCUUCAUGGCAGCAGCAGAGGUCAUCUGGUCCUCAGGGUGGUGGCGGCGGUGGCCGUGGAGGUGGUGGCAACUUCCGUGGCGGUCGGGGUGGAGGUGGCGGCGGAGGUGGUGGUGGUGGUAGUGGCGGUGGCGGCGGCCAUUGGCAACAAUAUUCUGCUCAACCUCAAACGCAAAGGCAACCCUAUCAGUCGCAAAAUCAACACCAGAAUUAUCAGUCUCAACCGCAACAGCAACAACAAAAUUGGAUUCAGGGCAGUGGUCGUGUCCAGGGUACUGGCUGGUCUCAGGGCGGUGAUCGCAAUGACAGAGGAGAUCGAGGUGAUAACUAUCAUGGUAGGAGUGAUAAUUAUCAUAGAGGCGGCGGCGGUGGUGGAGGCGGUAAUAGAGGCCAUUCGAACUACAACCGUGGCGGACGACGUUAAUUAACGAAUGCAUUUGAAAUGAUACAUAAUCUCGAUACGGAAUUUCGCGUAAACUGAAAUGAUAAUGAUGAAGAAUUUAUGCAUUAAAUAAAACUUAACAAAAUUGCAAUAGAAAAUAA